GCGCUGCCAGCCUUUAAAAGGUUUGACACCCGGGAGAGGCGAGCGCGGUCGGAAUGCUUCGCCCUGACCCGAGGAGAGCGCGGAGAAGUCCGCUCGCUUUCCCCUGCCGCUGACAGCCCUUUUGCCGAGAGCUCUUUUGUUGCCUCCGCAGCCAAUCAAGGCUUUUUACGACACAGUUCAGUUGGGAUAUAAAAGGAGAGUCCUUCUUUCUUUCCCCCCCUCCUCUCCUUCCCCCAACCAGCAAGUCGCCCCCCCCAUCUCCAACCCCAAAGAACUUAGCGGCGGCGGCGGCGGCGGCACCACCCCCCAAGCACCCAGCAGCUGCAGCCCAUCAUCCCGAGGCCGAGCCAGAGCGAUUGUGCUCCGCGAGAGAAAGGAGCGGGGCUUGCUUGGCUGGGGAGCGAGCGGAGAAGCGCCAGACAUGCCGGUGCCCAAGUCGACCGUCUUCUGGGGCUUCCUGGUCCUGUCCCUGGAGUUCUGCGCGGGCGAGCCCGGCGAGAAGGCGCCCACGGAGGGCGUCCCCCUGGUGACAGAAGCCGAGGACCAGAGCUGCCCGGUGUGUCUUUGGCGCAAGCACAGCAAAGAGAUGAGGCUGGAGAGCAUCAAGUCGCAGAUCCUCAGCAAGCUGAGGCUCAAAGAGGCGCCCAACAUCACCCGCGAGGUGGUGAACCAGCUGCUGCCCAAAGCCCCGCCGCUGCAGCAGAUCCUGGACUUGCACGACUUCCAGGGGGACUCCUUCCAGCACGACGACUACCUGGAGGAGGACGAGUACCACGCCACCACCGAGACUGUCAUCAGCAUGGCUCAAGAAACGGACCCAGUGGUACAGAUCGAAGGCAAUCCACAUUGUUGUUUCUUCAACUUCAGCCCUAAAAUUAUGUUCACCAAGGUAGUAAAGGCACAGCUCUGGGUGUACCUAAGGCCUGUUCAACACACAUCCACAGUUUAUCUACAGAUCCUGCGUCUUAAGCCGGUGACAGAAGAUGGGAGCCGACAUAUCCGUAUCCGCUCACUCAAGAUUGACCUGAAUUCACGCAUUGGCCACUGGCAGAGCAUUGAUUUCAAGCACGUGCUUCAGAACUGGUUCAAGCAGCCUCAGAACAACUGGGGUAUUGAAAUCAACGCUUUUGAUCCCAAUGGCAAUGACCUGGCAGUGACUUCUCUUGGGCCUGGUGCUGAAGGCCUGCACCCAUUCAUGGAACUGCGUGUGCUGGAGAACAACAAACGGUCCCGAAGGAAUCUAGGCUUAGACUGUGAUGAGCACUCAACGGAGUCCCGCUGUUGCCGUUACCCCCUGACUGUUGACUUUGAAGCUUUCGGCUGGGAUUGGAUAAUUGCCCCGAAGCGGUACAAAGCCAACUAUUGUUCAGGCCAGUGUGAAUAUAUGUUCAUGCAGAAAUAUCCCCAUACCCACUUGGUGCAGCAAGCCAAUCCCCGGGGCUCAGCAGGGCCGUGCUGUACACCCACCAAGAUGUCUCCCAUCAACAUGCUGUAUUUCAAUGACAAACAGCAGAUAAUCUACGGCAAAAUCCCUGGCAUGGUGGUUGACAGGUGUGGAUGCUCUUAAACUCCCAGCCUGUUCUGUUCCAUUCUUUUUCCUGUUUCUCCCCCACCCCACCCUGCCCGGAUUCUUGCUUUCGACGAUGCACCCUGACAUUGAUGAAUCCAUUCAUUAGCAUUUUAAAACACGUUUGAAGAGAAAGUAAUUGUGGGAAAAGAACAAAACAAACAGAAUUGUAUCGAAAAUCUCUGAAGUGACAACAUGCGCUGUGCAAUAAUCAAAAUAGACAUCGCAUUAAUGGAGAGUGGAUGAGUUGUCUUGGAUCAAUACUUCCAUUCCUGAGUCAGAUCUGAAACAAGCAUUCUUCUCUCCUCAAGCUCUUUGUUUGACCCAACACUUCUCAAGCUUUACUUUUACUGGCAUUCUCUCUUACCAAGCCCCCCCCCACUUUUCCUCUCUUGAGCUGAGACGCAAAAGUGGUGAUAAAGAGAAAAGUCCAUCAGGAAAAAAAAAAGAGCUGUUCAAUCCAUUUACAAGAACAAAAGCUUCCUUAGGUUGUGAUAAUGUGGAAUAAAAUGCUGUAUGAAGUUAUAGAGAUAAGCACGGGGAAGGGGGGGUUUAAAAUGGAUAUUUUAUAUGAUGAAGAUGAAUGAAAUCUGCCAGCAUGAGGGAUAUGUGCCAUCCUGAAUUUGGGGGAGGUGGGUGGGAGGGAAGGAAGGGAUGAUUUUAGAAGUUGAGGAUUGCUGAACCUGCCUGCCUUUUGAGAGACUGAAUCCCUAAAGAAAUGGGAGGCUCUGAAGAAAUGAAAACUGGAAUUAUUUGGAAUGCUUUUGCGAGUUGCAUGAUAGCAAGAAAAAAUAAUGAAAUGGAGGCAUAGAUGGGGAGGGGGGUUAUGGAGGAAUUAUCUAAAUGGAGGAUAAAAUGUUAAUUUUAGCUGCCUUGUAUUCACAUACAACUCUUUCUUUUCAAUAUCUUUAUAUAUAACCUGAGCAAUCUUUCUCCAAAAGUCAUUAUUCUUUAGCUUCCUUUUUUUAAAAAGAAAAUUGAGAAACUAAUUCAGUGAAUUUAAAUUACCUAUUUCCAUCCUCAACCCACCUUUGAGGUAGUGUUAAAAAAAAACCCACAGAAAGGGUAUUGUCCAUGUGAGGAUAAAGAAUUUUACUUACAGAACAGAAAUCUCUCCAGGCAGGAUGAAGUUAAGAAAAUUUAUUUAUUUAUUCCUGGCAAUAGAAUCUUUUUUUCUGUGUCACUUUUGCUUAAUAUUCCAAUGAGGAAAAAUCAUAUAUAUACAUGUAUAUAUGAUAGAAUUGGUAAUUUUUCUUUAUCAUUUGUAGAACUCAACUAGAUCCAUCCAGUUACUCUGGUUAUGUACAAUAUUUUUCUACUGGCUAAUAUUGACAUAUCAAUAUCUUUGAAUAAUAGGAUGUGUUGCUCUGUACUGUUCCUUUUCCCCCUUCCUAACAUUUUAAUCCUUUUUAAAUUAAUUUUAAAUGCACUUAUAUAGAGAUUUAAUUUCCAGCUUUCUUUGAUGUUGUAGUAUGACUUUCCUUCACCUAACCAAAUAAUACCAUCCAAUUCUGCUUCUUUCUAAAGCAGCAAAAUCCAGGUAACAUAAGAGAAUUAAAUUAAUAGGGAAUGCUUUCUAAAUAGAACUCUAUUGAUGCCAUAGAUUGAGUUAAUUUAACUGAAGUGUUGCUGUUCUGUUUUCAAGAGUUUGUUGAAAGUAGACAGAAGAUAAUUAUCCUUCAAGUGACAAAGCCUUAGCCGUAUAGCCAGAAUACAGUAAUUGCAAUCUUCAAGUUUGUAUAACUCAGAUAGGAUUUCAGAUACAGAAGAUAGAAGCUUUUUGUCAGAAUCUCUAGCAAGACCAAUUGUAUGGGACCAGGAUAACAAAUUGCAUCUAGAUGUUAGCACUUGCUGUUUCCUACUAUUAGGAUUAAUUACACGUCUCAUAAUUCUCAGAAUUGAAGAAGAGGGGGAGGUAAAGGUUAAAAAUUAUUAAGACACUAAUUAUUAUUUACAUUAGUGAUAAUCAUGGAGUCAAAGUAUUCAAAGGUGGUUUUUCCAGGCAACUGGGUAAUGUUGCAACCUGGACCACAAAUAAGUGAUCCAUUAUUAGAGAUUGUAAUCCAGCAUGUGAACUAGAAAACAAAAUGUUGCUGUUUGACAAUGACCUGUGUCCAGUCAUUCCCUGCUGAUUCUCUAUUUGCGCAGGAAACAAAAGUUUGACAAGUUUGGCAUAGGAAAAAUCAGUUUUUUCCAAUUGUGGAUAGCAGUAGCCAAAUUAUGAAUGAACCACCAAAAUAUUAUUUUCAAAGAUUGAAGCACUUUGGCAGACGGGAUGGCAUAUCUAACAGACUUUGUAUUUUUUGGAAGGAUCACUUUCUUUUCUUAAGUAGAAGUAAAAAAAAAAUAGGCAAAACAAUGAAUAGCAACUUUGCAAUGAAUCAGCUUUCCCUCUCCUGAUUCAUUGUCACAUUUGGAAUGUUAGACCAAUUCCUUUCUAUUUGUGAGGUCAAAGUAAGGAUUGUAUUAAUGUGAGACUUUGCUGUUGCAGUUUUCAUAAUAUUUGUGCAAUGAAAUUGGAAUGAAGACUUUGUAAUUACUUAACUGAAAAAGGAAAUAUGUGACAGGCAAGUGAGAAUUAAAUAGGCCUUUAGUCUUAAGGCAUCAAACUGGAAAAACACUGGGACUUAAACUGCUCAUACCAUUGUGGCGUCUUGAUUUCCCUUUUGCUAUUUUCCUGACAGUAUGAAAUCAGGAUCCCUGUUUCUUCAGAGUUCAACUGUUCCUGCUGCUUUAGGGCUUGUUUCUCUACUUUCGGCUUGGGCUGUCUAGGGAGCUGCUGUGUUGUAUGAUGCAACCCUUCAGAAAUGCCUGUCAUAGGUCUGGAACCCAAGUGCUGAGGUGAUGGACCGGAGGGGAGUCUGGCAGGUCUGGCGCCAAGAAUUUAGUCAAGAUUUUCAGCAUAGACAAUUUUGAGCCAACCAACUAGCUUGCCAACACGACAGCUGCUCUAUUGUAAUCAAACAACUAAAAUAUGCCCUUUAAAUUUUUCUGAAGUCCCUUCCACAAAAGUACUGGUUUUGGAUAAGAUGGGUAUUAAUAAAUGGGGAAGAAGAGUCAACCGAGAUUGUCAGGAAGAAAGAUUAUUUUUCUAGUUUCUAGCACUUAUUGUAUAUUAAGUUGAGGAUCUCGGCACUCAGGUAGAUUUCUAUGUAGAUGACAACUUUGGUUCUUUUGUAGACAAACUCAUACAGCUUUGAUUUCUUUCUUGAAAGUUCCAUAAUACUAAAGCAGCAAAGAAGGCAUGGAUGGAUUUUGGAUUGAGGAUAUAUAAGGUGAAAUUCUGCACCCCCAAAACAGACUCCCACCUCUAUUCUAUUGAUAGGGAGUUUAACACUGCUCAAGUUGAGCAGAAUCUUAGCACUUCUCAUGGGUUAAAUCCUAAAUCUUAAAAGAAGGGAACAGUCGCUUACCCAAAUGGCACAGAGAACAAACUCUCCUGGCCCUUUCUGAGCUGUACUGCUUUUCCUCCUCUAGCACUUAUAGAUUGAAGCGCUUCGCUCUCUUUCAAAGCACUCAUCAAACAUGCCUUCUCAGCUUAACACUGGCUAAAUUACCCUAACUUAUUAAUAGCAGAAAUGGAGAGUUUUAAACACAUAGAGAACAACAGCUCUGCAACUAGUAGCCUAUGAGGGCAUUCAUAGCUGGAAUACUUAAUUUUUCAAUAGCUUAGAAUCUUUUUAAAAAGAUGGCUAAUAGGGUUUAGUUGGGGUCGGGGUGGGGGGGUUAUAUCUCUUAUCUCAGUAUUUGUUACCUGCAUUGUUUAGUCUGCAUUCUUGUCAUUUAUCAGGCCCAUACAAAGAUUUAGUGUCUUCUUGAGAAAGAAAUUAAAUAGUUUCUUUUGUAAUGUGCUGCCAAAUCCCCACAUUUGGACUACCAGCAGUGCGAAUGACAUAUAUAUGACAGUUUUAACAUUUUAGACAAAGGGAAAAAUGUGCAUAAAUCUUGAAAUGUGAGAUUUGUCUUAAAAAUUGGAUCCUAGCAACCUUUAUUAUUUGUCUUAGUAUUUUUCUGAAUGAAUUCUGAGUAUUUGCUAUUUAGUAAUGUAGAAUAAUACCACUGAUUUAUUUUUCAAUUCUUGUCCUAUUAUUAUUUUUUUCCAUCUUUGUGAAUGAAUACAAAAUCUGCAAAUAACUGGUAUUUCAACCCUCCUCUGAAGUAUUAUAUUGCUCUGGGAAUUUAUAUUGAGAAAUAGCAAGACAUACUUAACUAACAAUCCUGCAAACAUGUAAAAUUCUCUGCAUUUUAGUUUCUUGUUUUGCAACAUAUAGUCUACCUUUCAACUCUUAUUGGACUUGGCAUAGAAACAGGCAAUUCAGAGAAAAUGUGAGAGGGCUUUUCUCAAUAAACAUGGCAUAUUAAGAGAUACUGUACUGCUUUCUCUCUGAAUAGAACAAGGUACAUGUUGCAUAGCUUGUAAUUCAAGUAGCUAUGGUACUCUGUAAAGAAUUAGCAACAGAACAGAAAUUACUUUCCUUUACUAAACAAUAAUCCCUACAUAUAUCUAGGCACAACUUUUUCCCUUUUAAGUCAAUCCAUAAUACAAAGAUAUAUUUUUAAUUUUCUAGCAGUGAUUAAAAAGGUAUAUCUUGUACAAAAAACUUCCUCACAACUACUGACCCCAACAAUUUGACAAAUCAAACGUUGCUGAUGAUUUUAUUCAUAUGUUUGUGUGUGUGUGCAUAUAUAAACACAUUCUCUAAAAGCCUAGAAUAUUUGAUGUAGAAAUGAAAAAUGAAUGACUUCCAAAUCUUUAUUCAGUCAAGCAUUUUUCUUCUAAUAUUAUAUCAGCACUGUCAUUCACAAAAGGUGCCUUUUGAUAUUUUACAGACAGGGCACAUAGCACACACAAUCUUUCAUUUUGAUUCCAUGAAAGCAACAUUCGAGAUUUAACAUUUCCUGGCUAAAGUUUGAAAGAGUGCAGAUAGUAUUUCCUGACCAUGGAUUUAAGUAGGUUUUUCUACAGUUGGAAAUAGCAAUGUGCAAAUUUAUUUGAGACAGGAAAUUCAUUAAUCUACCUCGGUAACAUGCUUGAGAGAAAUUCUUUUUAUUGUAGUAACCUUUUUUCCUAUCUAAUAUCUAGUAGGCCUUAGUUUCAACCAUUCACCAUGACAAAGAACAUCUCAUCAAGAAGCCCAACAAAAUGCUCUUUCCUUAACCAUUUCUCCAUAUCUCGUGGGGAAAUGGGCAGCAAACAAUUUAAUAAAUAUUUUUUUUUUAAAAAAAAUUUUUUUGGUUGAUUCAGAGAAGGCACAUUUGUGGCUAUGGUUAUCAGAUUCUUAACUUUAUUCCUCUUUCAGACAGAGAUAUGGCACAAUGCCACAUACUUUAGUAUGCACAAGUCCUUCCUUGCUAUAAACACAGAGAGUAGAAAUGCAUGAGAGGGCUAUUUUUUAAUACCUGCAAUUUUUUGUUGGUAACUUUGCUAAACUACAAGGAUGGAACUCACACACACACACACACACACACACACACACACACACACACACACACACACACACUGUGAAAACUGAAGAUAGUAAUGAUCAAACUGGACCUCUAACGGUAAGAUUUACAAAUGAGUAUUUUCCAAUGUCCAAUCAAGAAAAAGUUCUGCCCUAUUUUGUUGGCAUGCAGGGGAAAGAGGCUGAAUGUACUGUACUACAACAAUUUUUAAAAAUACCUGAAAGAACUGAAUUAUUGUACAUUCUUAAGCCAAUUUGUUGAAGCUAGUUACUUGGACUGUUACAAUUCUAAAUAGCUUAUUAAAUACCAAAACUUUCCAUUCUGCUAAUCAGAGGGGACCAUUAAGACACCAUAAGCACUGAAAGCAAAGGCUUUGCUUUGUCUUAUAGGUAAGCCACUUCAACCUGUUAUGGCUAAUGUGCAUCAUGAUGAAGAGAGAAUAUUCUACUUGAAUUUUACAUGCAAAGAUAUACAUCAUAGUGGAGCAAAUAUGAUUUGCCCUUUUGUCCAUCUAUUAGUACAGUUAGUUAGUUAGUCUCUUUAGUAAUAGUUCCCUACUGGCGCAAAGGUCCAAUGCCAUCUGGGAUUCUUUUGAGACAUGCAAAUUGAUCCUAUGAAUGUUUACUUAGAUAUAAACCAUGUUAUUUCAGUGGCACUUAUUCGCAAUAAGUGUUUAGGACUGCAGCCUUAGGCAGCAAUGAUACAGCCCAUACUAUUGUAUAAAAACAACUCUGUAUCUGAAAGAUCAUAAUUUCCUGUUCAAUGCUGACUAACAUUUACCGGCCACAUUAAAUAUAACAGACUGAAUAGCUGGGUAAGUCUUUCCUGAACUAUGGAUGCUUUCUUUCUGGGAUUUGGGUGGUUUGAUUCCCUGCUUCUUCUACUGCCCAAUGGUGCUAAACUAGAAAGAUAAGAUCCAAUUUAUCUGCUACUAAUAGGUCUUUCUAAUGGGAUAGUAUUUUGCUUUGGGUAAUCUGACUCACAAAAGGCAGACAGGCAUAAUUGUUUCUGGAGGUGUGCUUGUAAAUAUCAGUCCUGCAAGUAUAUUAUUAUUUACUUUGUUUAUAUUAGUGUCCAUAAAUGUCAUAGAAGGAUGUGUGAGAAUAAGUAUGUGUGUGAGUGGACGCAUAAUGUGCCUGCGUGUGUGAGUUGAAGAAAUGAGACUGAAGAUGAUAACAUGGGCUAAGUUUUGUUUAUUUUAAUCACAUGUCCAAAAGGCCAUUCACUGGUUAAGAUUGUGUUUAUGUUUGUUUGUUUUGAUGACAUGACCAAACACAGCACUUGAACAUCAAAAAUAAAAAUUUAAAUAUUAAAAAUAUAUAUUAAAAAAAAAAAGAGUUCAGAGCUUUUCACUCCAGCCCAGCACCUGGGAUAUACAUUGCUGUCAUUUUAACCUUUCUAGGCAGAAGCUUAUUGGUUGUCUUAAACAGAAGAGGCUGCCAACUAGGGAAAACAGAGAUUCCAAGGGAAAACUGAUCCUACGACAGCAUGUUAUGAUGCCAUAUAGUAAUUUUGGUUGGGAAAAGGUACAAGGUGGUUUUGGGCCAUAGCAGACAUUAUUCAACAGGGAUGUUGAAUGUUGUACUUUAUCAGUGAAUUCAUUCACACCUCCUCACCAUCACCCUGACCUGCUGCCUUUUUCUACAAAAUGGAUGCUGGUUCACUUUGGAAGUAAUAUAGGCAGUCCCAUCAGAACAUAUGGAAGCCUCAGAGACUUUGCAGGAGUGAAGCAAAGCACCUGGACUUAAAAAUGUUGAAUGUUCACUGUAAAAAUUUCUGUACUGAGAGACUGCUUUGGGCUAAGGUACCAUUUGCACUAUGGAAGGUUAAAGAAAUUUUUUAAGAGAAUAGGAGGGGUUUCCCCUUUUAUGAUACACCCUAGAACUGAAGAGAUACUUUUAUGUCUGUGUUUUCUCUUUUUGUAAAGACAGUAUGCGAGGACUAGUAUGUAUGAAUUUUGAUGUAGCUCCCUCUGAGGAAGGAAAUUUGCUAAGUAGUUCUGCAAACAUAACAAUCAUAUGUUUUACCUAACUUCCAAGUCACAAAGUGUUUUGUUACCACUAAAUCCAACUUUAAUAGGAUUAUAUUUUAGUUCUCCACAGAUUGUAUUUAGGUAAACCAUACUAUUACAUCUUUCUGAAAACCCUAAAUAAUUAAAGAAAUAGCCAGUUAAUGUCCAGCUAGGCUUUGCUUUUGCUGAGUUGUCAUGGAUGAGAGAGAAGACUCUAUGAAAUCAUUAGUCUGGAAGAAAGGGCUAAAGCUAACGUUUACAAUAACUUACUGCUCCUAAAUUAUUAGGAAAUCAGGAGUAAAAAAAAAUGCACCCCUUUCCUUUUUUGCAACGAUACUUUUUUAAAAAAUAUUUCAAUAUACAUCUAGUACUUAGGACUCCUGAAACCCUUUGCAGAUUUCUUCACCAAAUCUGGUGUAAUUUUAAGUUACAUUGGUUUACCUAUGUGUCUCAUCAAAAGAAGAGGGCUUCUCAUUCAUCGGUGUUGCGAGUUUUAAGUGAUAUGUUUAAAGUUUUACAGAAUUUAGGAAAUGAAGGAAAUGCUAAAGGCAUAAGAAGGAUCAUGUGGUUUAAUACCAAUUUAUAUUUUAAAAAAGCACUAUAGUCUUGUUAACCUCUUGCUGAUAUUUUUUAAGUUACAUUUUUUUCAUAUUUCCAUCUUAUUUGUCACUGUUGAAAAUCUAUUUCUUAAAUGUCUUCAUUGCAUUUAUGAAAUGCAGAAAAUUCUUGUUGAUUUCAGUUAAAACAAUGAUUUAUUUAUGAAAUUAAUAUGACAAAUGUUAUACUAGAAAAACGGUUUUCCGGUUUAGCCGGAAAAUGUUCCCAACUAUUAUUCAGUUCCAAAAAUGAAAAAUAUGCUAAUUCUGCUCAAUAGGGUUUAUUGAGUAUGAACAUAGGAAUUAAACUGAGAUGGCACUCAUUUAUAAGGAGAUCAGAACUGGUAAUUUUAACAACUCUUCUUUCAUACACAUAUUAGAAAAAAAAAAUUAGAGGAAAAAAUACUGCCUUGGCUAUUUCUCUUCAAUGUUGUAUAAACUAAAUUUGUCCUGUAACAAAUGGCUCUAGUCUGUUAAUUAUAUCAUAAUCAUUGCUUCUGUUCCAAUUUCUCUUUGUCCUUUUAUAGAUUUUUUUGUACAAUAAAUAUAUAUAGCAAAAA
Messenger RNA from Pantherophis guttatus, 10179 nucleotides. RefSeq names its product growth differentiation factor 11 (gene GDF11). The record is from RefSeq and is a predicted model, not a curated record. Gene Ontology annotation, molecular function: cytokine activity; growth factor activity. NCBI's taxonomy places the organism in Eukaryota, Metazoa, Chordata, Lepidosauria, Squamata, Colubridae. Gene Ontology annotation, cellular component: extracellular region.